CUUAUGGAAAAAUGUUAAAAGUUGAAAAAGAGUAUCAAAAUCAUGGCUGUUUGAAGCUUGCAAAGCAGAAAAUCGCUUUUUUGCGUCGAAAACAGUAUUUGUAGCCUCAAAACUAAAUUCUUGUGUGUUUUUUUCACUUCCAAGUAACAGUGGAUAAAUUGUUGAGGUAGAAAAUAAGCGGAAACAAGCCAGAUUGAAGAUAUGAGACGACGAGGAGGCUAUCGUCGCAGCCGUAGCCGCAGUCCGCGUCGAGGAGGGGGAGGCUUGACCAAACGUUAUGAAGUAGGAAAAGGGCAAUUAUUAAAACCGGUAAACUGGAGUCAUUACAAACUAGACACGGUGGUGCGACCGUCGUUCCGUUCUAAAUUGGAUUAUCGUCGAUCGGAGCGUGAAGUCAAUGAAUGGCGAAAAUCGAACGAAAUUACUAUUAAAGGUCGCGAUGUACCAGAUCCAGUUUAUGGUUUCGAAGAAGUUGGUUUUCCGGCUGAAAUAACUGAUGAGCUGCGGUUUUCUGGAUUUACUGUGCCGACGCCGAUUCAAUCACAAGGUUGGCCAAUUGCUCUUUCUGGUCGUGACAUGGUCGGUAUCGCAAAAACUGGAUCAGGAAAAACACUGUCCUACUUAUUACCUGCGAUGAUUCAUAUUGACCAGCAAUCGCGGCUGCGUCGUGGAGAUGGUCCAAUUGCGUUGAUUCUGGCCCCUACCCGUGAACUGGCACAGCAAAUAAAGCAAGUUACUGAUGACUUUGGACGAGCAAUGAAAAUAAAAAAUACAUGUUUAUUUGGCGGUGGAGGAAAGAAACAACAAGGCUAUGAUUUGGAGCGGGGCGUGGAGAUAAUAAUUGCCACUCCGGGAAGGUUGAUAGAUUUUCUGUCUUCCGAUCAUACAAAUCUUCGCAGAUGUUCAUACUUGGUGUUGGAUGAGGCUGACCGAAUGUUGGACAUGGGUUUCGAACCGCAAAUUCGAACAAUUAUUGAGCAAAUUCGACCGGACCAUCAAACGCUUAUGUGGUCAGCUACUUGGCCGGAUGCAGUUGCCCGAUUAGUAAAAGAUUAUCUUAAGGACUACAUUCAAAUAAAUGUAGGCUCCCUUAAAUUAGCAGCCAAUCACAAUAUUCUGCAGAUCAUAGACGUGUGCCAGGAAUUCGAGAAGGAAACAAAGCUUAGCAUUCUUCUUCGAGAGAUAAUGGCCGAAAAAGAGUGUAAGACAAUUAUUUUCAUCGAGACGAAAAAGCGAGUUGAUGAUAUCACUCGAAAGGUAACCCGUGACGGAUGGCCGGCCAUGUGUAUUCAUGGUGAUAAAUCACAGAAGGAUAGAGAUUAUACAUUGAACUCCUUCCGUUCUGGUAAGACACCAAUUUUAAUUGCUACUGAUGUUGCUGCCAGAGGAUUGGAUGUGGAUGAUGUAAAGUUCGUUAUCAAUUAUGAUUAUCCAACCACAUCUGAGGAUUACAUUCAUCGUAUUGGGCGUACUGGACGCUCUAACAAUACAGGAACGGCAUACACUUUUUUUACGCCGAACAAUGCCGGUAGAGCUCGCGAAUUGGUUGCAGUGUUGAAGGAGGCCAAACAAGUCAUUAAUCCCAAACUUCUGGACAUGACUAACAGCCGGAUGAGAGGAAAAGAUAAUCGCAACCAUGUCAAUUCACGAUAUCCACGAGAGCGUCGCUCGCGAUCACUUGAUCGUCGGGGUACCUUCAGGCGCCGUUCAUAUUCCCGUUCACGUACCCGCUCACGUUCACGAUCGCGCUCCGUAUCGCCAAGGUUCUCCAAGAGGGACGUGUAUCGUCCGGUUAAGCGCACCCGAUCUCGAAGCCGCAGUAAUGUAAGUAAUCGCAGUGACAAUCGCAGGAGAAAUGCACGCAGGAUUAGUCGCUCGGUUAGUCGAUCUCCUGUACGUCGUGGCGGAAGUGGUGGUAAUGCUGGUGGUCUGGCUAACAGAAAACGCAAUGGACGGAGUAGAUCUCCCACUCCACGUAAGCAUCGUAGUCGUACUCGUAGUCGUAGUCGUAGCCGCAGCCGCAGUCGUGCCCGUAGCCAUAGCCGCAGUUAUAGUCGUAGCCGGAGUCGCAGCCGUGAAGGACGAUUCCGUUCGGCAAAAAAUGGUAAUAAUGGUUCAAAUUAUGGCAAAUAUUAAUUGAAACUAUUGAAAUGUAUUUUCCUACAUACGUAUAAAUGUCAAAUGUAAUAUUUUGAAAUAAUCAACACGUGGCAGUAGAACAAUCUUUAGAAUACCGUCAAACAUUGUACUUCCUUAGUGGUAGGCAGCGAGUUUUAUGUUCCAUUGCUAUAGGAUUUUACAAAUAAUGGAAUUUAGGACCUGCACCUCAAUUAAAUCAUUACCAUGCUCUCAAAUGGACACAGUGUUCUUUGGAAUCUGAACUUGUUAUUGGAUAAGUUUUAAUUUAUCAAUCAUACACGCACUCGUGAAUCAUAAUGUAUGUCGAACAACAAAGAUGUUGGUCUUAUUGCCACUUUGAAUACCGCGCCUGCAUAAUGAAUAUUUGAAGAAAUAAAAUUUAUGUUUCAACACAAGCAAA
Molecule: messenger RNA, 2539 nt
Organism: Wyeomyia smithii (pitcher-plant mosquito)
Lineage: Eukaryota; Metazoa; Arthropoda; Insecta; Diptera; Culicidae
Exons: 5
Coding region: 202-2136 (644 amino acids)
Cellular component (GO): nucleus; ribonucleoprotein complex; cytoplasm
Molecular function (GO): RNA helicase activity; ATP binding; RNA binding
Source: RefSeq, a predicted model, not a curated record